Messenger RNA from Agelaius phoeniceus (red-winged blackbird), 2048 nucleotides. NCBI's taxonomy places the organism in Eukaryota, Metazoa, Chordata, Aves, Passeriformes, Icteridae. The record is from RefSeq and is a predicted model, not a curated record.
GAAAGAGCCAGCCUGGGCCGGGAAGGCAGCCGGAGAUGGAGCCAGAGCUCGGAGCUGGUGCUCCAUGAGCAGCUCCAUGAUGGGGAGAAGCCCCACACAUGCGUGGAGUGUGGGAAGAGCUUCAGGUGGAACUGUGACCUGAUUGUGCACCAGAGGACCCACACUGGGGAGAGGCCCUACGAGUGUGGGGAGUGUGGGAAGAGCUUCAGCCGGAGCUCCCACCUGAUCAGGCACCAGAGGACCCACACUGGGGAGAAGCCCUACGAGUGUGGGGAGUGUGGGAAGAGCUUCACCAUGAGCUCCCACCUGAUCAGGCACCAGAGGACCCACACUGGAGAGAAGCCCUACAAGUGUGGGGAGUGCAGGAAGAGCUUCAGAGAGAGCUCCAGCCUGAGGAAGCACCAGAGGACCCACACUGGGGAACGGCCCUACGAGUGUGGGGACUGUGGGAAGAGCUUCACCAUGAGCUCCCACCUGAUAAGGCACCAGAGGACCCACACUGGGGAGAAGCCCUACGAGUGUGGGGAGUGUGGGAAGAGCUUCAGGUGCAGCUCCAGCCUGAUCAUGCACCAGAGGACCCACACUGGGGAGAAGCCCUACGAGUGUGGGGAGUGCGGGAAGAGCUUCAGAGAGAGCUCCCACCUGAUAAGGCACCAGAGGACCCACACUGGGGAGAGGCCCUACGAGUGUGGGGAGUGUGGGAAGAGCUUUAGGUGCAACUCCAUCCUCAUCAGCCACCAGAGGAUCCACACUGGAGAAAGGCCGUACAAGUGUUCAGAGUGUGGGAUGUGCUUCAGCCAUAGCUCCAGCCUGAUCAAGCACCAGAGGACCCACACUGGGGAGAGGCCCUAUGAGUGUUCCAAGUGUGGGAAGAGGUUUAAGACCAGCUCCCAUCUCCUCCAGCACUAUUGGAUUCACACAGAGGAGUGGCUCUUCCAAUGCCCUGACUGUGGGAAGGGAUUCAAGUACAACUCCAACCUCAUCACUCAUCAGCGCAUCCACACUGGGGAACGGCCCUACGAGUGUGAUAAAUGCAGGAAGAGGUUUCAGACCAGCUCCUAUCUCCUUCGGCACUAUCGGAUUCACACAGAGGAGAGGCCCUUCCAGUGUCCUGACUGCGGGAAGGGAUUCACAUGCAACUCCACCCUCGCCAGGCACCGGCGCAUCCACACAGGGGAGAGGCCCUACGAGUGUGAUAAAUGCAGGAGGAGGUUUCAGACCAGCUCCUAUCUCCUUCAGCACUAUCAGAUUCACACAGAGGAGAGGCCCUUCCAAUGCCCCGACUGUGGGAAGGGAUUCAAGCGCAACUCCACCCUGUUCAAGCACCGGCGCAUCCACACAGGGGAGAGGCCCUACGAGUGUCCCCAGUGUGGGAAGAGCUUCUCCAGGAGCUCUCACUUGACCCAACACCAACGGAGGCACCGGUAAGGGAAGCCCCGCGAGUGCCCUGAGUGCGGGCAGAGCUUCGUGCGCUGCUCCAGCUCCAUCCCCCACUGGAGGAGGCACUUUGGGCACAGCCCUGGUCACUCACAUUCCCUGUGAUCUAUGUUGGGAACACACGUGGCUGCUUCUCCUUUUGGUUUGGCCCUUAUUUUCCUCUGCUUCACCUUCAUUCUUUAAAAACACCCCCAAACUGGGUUAAAUGAAGGAAAUUGAUCGAAUAUAUCUGAAGUUCCAUAAUUUCUCAGUUGUUUUAGAGGGAAUUCAGGAUUUAGGGACACAUUCUGUGUGGAGUGCUGCUGUUACUAAGAGGCAGGAAUUUGAUCUCACCCUUCUUGUUUAGCUAAGAGCUCCUCCCCUGACCCAAACCCCAACUCUGCCCUUGGGAUACUCUAUAAAAACUCUACUGCCCUGCUUUUGUCCUGUCUUUGGGGGGUAAGAAAUGGAUUCCCAAAGGAUCAGCCUUUUUCCCCCUGGAUUCCCAGAGGAUCUGCCCUUUUCCCUCUGGAUUCCCAGAGGAUUCUGACUCUCUCACUCAUUUUUUUUGUUUGUACUACUGCAUUUGUAUUUUCAAUUUUUCCUAAUAAAGAACUGUAUUUCUACUCCCA